GCCCAGUUUUUCUCAGGUCAGAAGUAGCGAGUGGCGAGUGGGUUGGUUGAGUUAGUUGAAGCUAGUUGAAGCUAGUUGUCACUCGGUUGGACUAGAGGUUGGACCAGGACGGCAUGAUCUGCCGCCUUCCGAAAUUUGAAUGACCGUGCCUUGCGACUUUUUCACCCCCGGCCAAGUUUGAUCGAUAUUGGAGCCAUCCGGGAUCAAUUUUCCCCCUCAUCUGAUCCCUUAAUCCACCUGGAACCUUCGAGCCCGAUUUUUUUCCUCCCCGCCUCUCCCUCGCACAACCACCUCAUUUUAGCUCCUCCCUUCUCCCCAUGUCACGCCUCUCUGUCGUCUCCCAGCCAUGACUACGGUUCCACCAUCCACCUCGUCCGUAUUGGGCCCCACCUCCUCCGCCCUCUGUCCCGAUGUUCAGGCCCCGAAUCCGGACAUGAAGGCCCGUGUCGAAAGCCUGACUCGCAUCUGGCUCGGCUUGGAGGAUGCGGUCUUAACUCAUACUAAAGAUGGCUCGGAUUGGCUGACCUUUCAACCUUGUCCCGUCACUGUUGGACACGUUCAAGAUCCGAGUCGAUUCUUUGUCCAGACCGAGCCCUUGGCCAACUACUGUCGUCUCAUUUCCGAGUGUCUACGGGCUUUUCCGCUCGAGCCUUUAGGUCAAGCCCCUCGCUUCGGUCAGAGUGUUGUCUUGAGAACGGCGGACGGCUUUUUUCGAGCCAAGAAGCUCCAUCGACCUCAAAGGUUCUAUCUGAUCGACACGGGUCAAGAGGUCCAGGGGGAGAUGGUGAUGCGUAUGCCCGAUUUACCCAACUUGGCACAAAUGCCGGCCACCAUUCGAUGCCACGUGCAUGAUGUCCAGUCUGUGGGACCCGUGGACGAUCUCUGGGCCGAAGAAGCCCGUGAGCGAUUCCAGCACUGGGUGAAGGAGGCCGAGCGGAGGCGAGAGCGCCUGCUCUUGCAAUCUCGUGGUGUUCGGAAACUGAUGCCCGAUGGAGGCUGGUCCCUUCCGGUGGAGUUGUACUUUGAGCUCGUGACGUCCGAUGAUCCGAUGUCCAAUCUGAGAGUGGUCACCAUUAGUCUAAGUCAACGCUUACUCCGGGAGAAGUGGGCCGCUUUAGCUAUGACUGAAGGACACCUGGAGGUGGAGGCGGCUGAGGAAGAAGAAGAGGAGAGCCUAAAUUCGGCACCCGAGACGGGUGAUCUGGAUGAGAAUGUGAUGGAUGAGAUUGAUUUCUACACUGUGAAGAAAUGGCUACCCCCGAGGAUCCCGAGCAAAACGAAUCUGUUGGUGCGGCCCACUCACUUGGAUGAUUUGGGCCAAUUAAACGCUCAGUUGUACGAGAGUCGUCACAUCAUUCGGGAAAUGAGAACUCAGUUCAAGAUGCUUUACGAAUUCGACAGCUUGGAUCCGUUUUCGAAAGCAAAGUGGGAGAUCGGAGAAGCUUGUGCGGUUCGAUAUUCCAAAGACGAUGAUUUCUAUAGAGGCCUGAUCACGGGUCGAUUGACGGACUCAAAGGAGAUGUAUUCUGUGUUAUUCGUGGAUUUUGGCAAUGUCGAAGUGGUUUCCACUGAGGAACUCCGAAUCCCCAUCACUUUCGGCGAUGUGCCCAUUCAAAACAUUCGCUUUGUAUUCGCAGAUAUUCAGAUCAGUUUGGCUCCCACGGAUUUGGACGCCAUUCAUGCCAAAUUGUGUUAUGAAAACACCUAUCGGGUUCGGGCAGAGAUCUGGCCUGACCAAUGCCAUCUCCCGCUUCAGGCUCACUUCUUUACUUGGAACGGAGCACAAUGGGAAGAUGUCCAAGCGUGGUGCAAAUCAAAGCACUUGGCUAUUGAUCAACGAUGUGAUUGGGAGAAGAAUCAGGCAGAAUGGAGCCAAAACGCUUUCGGCAUUGAGGCUGUUAUGGGUCGCCCAGAGAGUGCAAAUGAAGUGGAUUCCGAACUAGAUUCCGACCAAGAUGCCCCCAACAACCACCAGUCCCCUUUUUCGUUUCAAGCCAUUGAUUUUAACCAAGGCUUGGUGCGCUGUGUCAUAGUUAGCAUUUUCUCUGGGCUUGAAAUCUCCGUUGUACAAGAAAAAGAUCUCAAAGAUUAUGAUAAAAUGGUAGUUGAGCUACAAGCUGCCGCCGAUCAGUCCCCUCCGGCCAAUCCCAUUCCGGGCCUCCCUGUUGCGGCCAUGUCUGAUGACACGAAACAAUUUCGACGUGCCUACAUCGUGAAUGAGAAGGCAGUUUGGUUUGUGGAUUGGCAGGAGAUGAUGCCUUUGAAACGUUGCGUUCUGAAGCAGCUCCCGGAUUGUUUUUUAGAUCUACCUGAGUUCGGACACAGACUAGUUCUGAGUUACGAGCACAAUCCCGAGAUCAUUCAAGAAGACAUUCUGAUCAAGGCCUUAGUCAAGAAGAUGAAAAAUCCUUCAAGCCAAGAGAGUCUUUACUUCAAGUCAGAUAACGGGUCCAAUGUUGGCAGGCUCAAACUUAAAGGCAUGAUCGGAGGCGACGAAGUGGUGCAAGAUUUUUUCGAAAGCGAAAUCAAGCGAAAUGCAAUAUUUUAAAACCUGGCUGUGAUUUAGAAGUAACCUUGCUUGUUUGAACUUAAUGUCUUGCCUCUUUUAGUAUUACAAGUAUUUGUUAGUUCCACUUUUGCCCAAAGAAAGUUUCUAAAAAAAUAAACCUACUAAAGCUCAA
Molecule: messenger RNA, 2681 nt
Organism: Tigriopus californicus
Lineage: Eukaryota; Metazoa; Arthropoda; Copepoda; Harpacticoida; Harpacticidae
Exons: 2
Coding region: 347-2548 (733 amino acids)
Biological process (GO): spermatogenesis
Source: RefSeq, a predicted model, not a curated record